AUUAGGCCGGAAGAUGCGAAGGUGGCUAGUAUAAGGGACUGGCCACGACCUCAGACUAUUACUGAGGUCAGAUCUUUCUUAGGAAUGUGCAGUUACUAUAGGAACUUCGUGAAGAAUUACUCUACAAUCGCCUCUCCUUUAACUGAUCUCACUAGACUUGACACACCGUGGGAGUGGAGUGAUGAGUGUGAGGCUGCUUUCAAGCGAUUGAAGCAUGCCCUCAUGAAUCAUGAGGUUCUCAUGGUGCUCGAUCCUCAGAAUCCUUUCAUUGUGACCACUGACGCAAGCCAAUACGGCAUUGGCGCAGUGCUGGCUCAGCAGGAUGGGAAGAAGUUGAGACCGAUUGAGUAUAUGAGCAAGAAAAUGCCAUCAAAGAAACUGGCAAAGUCCACCUACGAAAGGGAACUCUAUGCCCUCUACAAGGCACUUGUCCAUUGGAGACACUUUCUGUUGGGGCGGUUUUUCUAUUUGAGAACUGACCAUCAGACCCUCAAAUGGAUCAAGACUCAACCUGCUCUUUCUGAUGCACUCAAGCGCUGGAUUGAGGUCAUAGAUCAGUAUGACUUCAAGCUGGAGUAUCUGAAGGGAGAGUACAACAAGGUUGCUGAUGCGUUGUCGCGUAGGGCAGACUACCUAGGGGCGCUAGUUUCCGAAUUUGGUGUAUCUGAAGAAGUAACUCAAUCGCUGGUGGGAGCCUAUCAGGAAGACCCUGUCACAAUGGACAUCAUACGCAAACUGCAGGCGAAAGAUAAGGCCACAGAAGAUGAGUUUGUGAUGGUGGACGGGCUCCUCUUUCUUGAAAAGGCCGGGUUCAAAAGGAGUGGGAAGAGGCACAUCUUCGUCAUAGUUGAUAGGUUUACAAAGUAUGUCACACUAAUAGCCAUGCCGGAAACAGCAAGGACUGAGCACGUCAUCAAGUUGUUUAUGGACAACUGGGUGCGUGACUUUGGGCUGCCUAAGACUAUCGUUAGUGAUAGAGAUGUCCGCUUUACAAGUGAGCUGUGGAAGAAGACUGCUGAACAGAUGGGCAGUCAGCUUCAGAUGACUUCAGGGAAUCAUCCCGAAGCCAACGGACAGGCUGAACAUAUGAACCGGGUUGUGCAGCAUCUGCUGAGGCAUUACAUAAAGCCCAACCAGGACGACUGGGAUGAGAAAUUGCCUCUCAUCGCCAGCGUGCACAACAACGCCGUGCACAGCACUACUGGCGUCAGUCCAAAUCAGAUGCACUUGGGAUGGAAGCCUAGAUCUGCUCUAGACUUCCUCCUGCCAGAAAACCGACCUGCUGCAACCCCCGGAACCAUGGAAUAUGGUGUCCAGUAUGAGAAGUUGCUGCAGCAAGCUGUCAAGCACAUCAAGAAAUCUCAGGAAGCAAUGAUUGCUUUUGAGAACAAACAUCGUCAACAGUCCACAUUUCAGGUAGGGGAACGUGUCUGGGUAAAGGCUAGUGAGCUAGGACAGGAGUUCGACAUCUCUAGAAAACUAAUGCCACAGUAUUUUGGUCCUUGGGAAGUAUUGGAUGUAGUAGGUACUGAUUUGGAUGGUCCCUCAUACGUUAUCCGAAUCCCUGGACACCUGCGCACUUACCGUGUCUUUCAUGCCUCAAAGCUUGCAUCUUUCGCUGAGACAGAUCAAUUUCCUUCAAGGAGAUCAAUGCUGCCCCCGACCAUGGAUGGCCACGUCGACAUCGACGACAUUGUGGAUAACAGAGACAUGCCUGUUCCAAAGCCACUGGCUCGAGGGAGACCUCCAAAACCCAAGAGAGAGUAUCGUGUCAGAUUCAGGCAUCAUACGGAUCCGAAAGAAGAUCGGUGGUUCACCAGAGAGGAACUGAUUGACACAGCUCCUCAAGUGGUAGCAGAAUAUGAAAGGAUGUUAAAGGGGAAGGCACCUGCGAAAUUGUAUUACAACCGUGAUGAUGACGAUGGCUACCCUUACCAUGAUGAUGACCGAAGCAGAGUAAUACGUAUUAAUUAAUUAGAAAAAAAAAAGAAAAACAGGUCGAUUGCUAUACAUAA
Chara braunii is the source of this 2015-nucleotide messenger RNA. Lineage: Eukaryota; Viridiplantae; Streptophyta; Charophyceae; Charales; Characeae. The record is from the annotation of a GenBank genome assembly.